Messenger RNA from Miscanthus lutarioriparius, 384 nucleotides. Lineage: Eukaryota; Viridiplantae; Streptophyta; Magnoliopsida; Poales; Poaceae. The record is from the annotation of a GenBank genome assembly.
AUGGAGCCAGAUGCAGUUGAUUUCUUUGGGGAAUGUAUGAGUAGUCCCCAAAAUGGUCGUACUCCUCUUGCAAAUGAAAUAUAUGUAAGUUACAAAAUCAAUGGAUACAUGCAUGUACUGCACUCAGGAACAAAUGGUUGCAGAGAAGGAAAAGAGCCAGAAGAAGGAGAAGAACAAAAGUCUCCCUCCAAGAUUGUUGCUGACUAUCUCAGCCAGAUCAGCCGUUCAUCCACCUUCCUUUCUAACAUUGGUGUCCCUCGACCAUCGAAGACUGGCCGGUCCACAUUAACAGCCGCACAAGCACGCCUGCAAGCUCAGUUUGAGGAAACACUCCAAGCAGAAAGAGAGGAAGCUGCUAGGAAGCAGGAAGAGUUGCAAGCAUAG